CUUUACCCCAGGAGCUUCGAAACUAGGCGUGGUCUCUUCUUCGGUAUGUUUCGGAAAGUAGAGGGACCUCUGGUCUGAGAUUGUUCGGAGAGAGGAGGAGGAAGGUUCGGAAAAGGGCGGAGCUUACGUCGCAUCAGGACCAGUCUGGCUGCACCUGCAUCUUUUAGCUCAGAGCAUCCCUAGAGCAUCUUAGGUGGACCCGCAGCUGGCACAGUGAAGCCAAGCCAUCGCAGGAGAAGUCUUCCUUCUCUAUUGCCCAUAUCGGCAUCUUGCAGCUGCGGCCUUUGCAAUAAUAGAGGGGUGCAGGAGUUCUCAGGAAGCUGGGAACCCAUUUACAGCAAGUGCUGCUGAUUACGCCAUGGCCGAGAUCACCAAUAUUCGACCCAGCUUUGAUGUAUCCCCAGUGGUAUUGGGACUCAUCGGGGCCACCGUGCUGGUGGUGUCUGUGUCUGUGACAGUCUUUGUCUGGACCUGCUGCCAUCAACAGGCUGAGAAGAAGCACAAGACGCCUCCUUACAAGUUUAUCCACAUGCUCAAGGGCAUCAGCAUCUACCCGGAGACACUCAGCAACAAGAAAAAAAUCAUCCGUGUGAGGAGAGACAAAGGUGGCCCAGGGCGGGAAGGUGGAAGAGGGAAUCUAUUGGUGGAUGCAGCUGAAUCAGGUCUCCUAAGCCAAGAGAAGAGUCCUGGGGUGCUGAGCACUAGUCCUUGUAUAGAGCAGCUCCCCAUCAAGGUGGACUAUGGGGAUGAACUGAGCCCAGUUCAGAGCCUGACCCCUGGGGGAAGCAAAACAGCUUCCCCAUCUUCCCCAGAAGAAGAUGUUAUGCUGGGGUCCCUUACUUUCUCAGUGGACUAUAAUUUCCCUAAAAAAGCCCUGGUAGUGACAAUCCAAGAGGCCCACGGGCUGCCAGUGAUGGAUGACCAGACCCAGGGUUCCGAUCCCUACAUCAAAAUGACCAUCCUCCCAGACAAACGGCACCGUGUGAAGACAAGAGUGCUACGCAAAACACUGGACCCUGUGUUCGAUGAGACCUUUACUUUCUAUGGCAUCCCCUACAGCCAGCUGCAGGAUCUCGUGCUGCACUUUCUGGUCCUCAGUUUCGACCGAUUCUCCCGGGAUGAUGUCAUUGGUGAGGUCAUGGUGCCACUGGCUGGGGUGGAUCCCAGCACUGGCAAGGUUCAGCUGACCCGGGACAUCAUCAAGAGAAAUAUCCAGAAGUGUAUUAGCAGAGGGGAGCUGCAAGUAUCCCUGUCCUACCAGCCGGUGGCUCAGAGAAUGACAGUGGUGGUCCUUAAAGCAAGACACUUGCCAAAGAUGGAUAUCACCGGUCUCUCAGGUAAUCCCUACGUCAAGAUGAACAUUUAUUAUGGCAGGAAGCGCAUUGCCAAGAAGAAAACCCAUGUGAAGAAGUGCACUUUGAAUCCUGUCUUCAAUGAGUCCUUCAUCUACGAUAUCCCCACUGACCUGCUGCCUGACAUCAGUAUUGAGUUCCUCGUCAUCGACUUCGACCGCACCACCAAGAAUGAGGUGGUGGGGAGGCUGAUCUUGGGGGCCCACAGUGUCACAGCUGCUGGUGCAGAACACUGGCGAGAGGUCUGUGAGAGCCCCCGCAAGCCAGUAGCCAAGUGGCACAGUCUGAGCGAGUACUAAUCCUGACCCCCUCUCCCCCAAAACCCAGGGGGGGAGUUGGGAGAGGAUUGGGAGGAGGGGAGAGAGAGGCGGACUCCAAACCUCAUUUUAGUCAUAGAAGAAACUUUCGUACAAAACACAGCCCACGAAGGACACCUCAUACAACCCCAGCAACAGAUUGGUUCCUUGGUUCCUAGCAAUGAGGAUUUUUUUUUUCCUUUUACAAGGCACCACAAAUUCAAAAAAAAAAAAAAAAGGAAAAAGGAAAAAAAAUGAGGAAAAAAGAGUGAAAGACCCCAUACAAGUCUAUAUAUAACAAUGUAACCACAUAAUUGCAUGUCUAAUACAAACUGAAGCGAUUAGUGUAACUUCCAAUAUCGAGUUACCAAUUUUAAUCCAUGAAAAAGUAUUCUGUGCUGAAUUGUUUGCUGAGGUUCACCUGAAACUAGCCUCUCUUUACCAGGUUUCUCUGGAGGGUGUUGUGAUUUGUUUGUUUGAUUUUUUAACUCCAAAUUUUGCCGUUGAACACCUCAUCUCCUCAUCCACCAUCUUGGUCUUGGCCUCCUUUCUGGCCUCUUCCCAGGGAGUGGGAGAGAUCCUUGGCUGCUGCCUAACCAAGGAAUGAGCCAAAAGCUAAAAAAAUCUGCCCUCAGCCAAGAAACAAACAUGGUGCUGGGCAGUAGAAAAGAUUAUAUUUUAUUUUGUUUUGUUUACCAAUAGAAAGAAAAAUCCAGCUAAAUGAGCUGUGGGAAUGACUGACAGAUACUGUCCCUUGAUUGCAUGUAGGUAGCAAAACACUAGGGCUUGACCUGGUGAAACUUGGGUUUGUGACACAACCAGACUUCCCCAUAAGGACCAUGAAGUUAUCAAUUCAGAGGAUCUCUCAUGGCAAAAGGGGGAGGGGCAGGGAAGGAAAAUCUAAAGGGCCAGGACCCAAAGAGAAUGCCAUUGUCUUACUAUUUGUGUAAUGAUCCCUAAAUACCAUAUUCAGCCUCUUUCUAAAUGAGAAGGAUCAGGGAAGGGAGGAGAGGAUGACACCUGCCUGCCAUUUUGCUGCUAUAUACAGAAGUCAUCCAUUGGUGGCUGGACUAAAAUCUGACAGUGGUUUAAAGGGUUAGAUGGGUCUUUGGUUUUUCUAAAUAUUGUCUAAGGAAUUUCUCUGGAAUUGGCCUAGAGCAUUAUUUGGGGGUUUAACUUUUGUUUUCCAAAGGCAAAUAUUCUCAGAAAUUACUCUUUCUUGAAGUUUCAAUGAUGGCCCUUAGGGAAAAAAAAAUAAUGGUGAUGCUCACUUUCAUAUAGUGCUUUUCAAGUCUUGCCACCCUCAUCAAAAAGGGUGUCGCCACCACCCUUGGAUUUCUAUAGCACCUUUUCUACCCUCCCCCAAUCCCUAAAGGUAUAUGUUCAUGUAUAACCUCACUGAGUUUCAAAACAUCCCUGGGAAUUGGGGGUGGGAGUAGUUUAGAGAUUUUAAUCAGCUUUUUAUACAUGGUGAAACAGGGCCUCUUGAGAGAUUCGGCCAUUUGUCCAGAAUCUCAAGGUAAGUCAGUGCUUGAACUGGGAAGAGAAUUCAGGUCUCCUAUGUCCCAGCCCAGUGAUCUUUCCCUUAGUUUUGAGAUGGUUUAAAGACUCAACUUCCCCUGGGGAUAGCCUGAAUAUUACUGGAGCACAUAAUGCCACAUAGGGCAUCCCUCAGCCUACAAAAGGAAUCAGCCAAGUGACAGACUGAGCCAGGCCCCUGGUGAUCAUCCAUCUGCAUACCAAUGAGGUAUCACUACACUUAAAAAGUUCUCCCCAAUUUGCUUCCAAGGAGGGCUACAGAAAAGUCAGGUAGCUUAUCAAAGGAUAUACAUCUUGCCUUGAGCCUUCCAGGUAGCUCUGCAGACAUUAAAAAAAAAAAAAAAAAAAAAAAAAAA
Molecule: messenger RNA, 3543 nt
Organism: Vombatus ursinus (common wombat)
Lineage: Eukaryota; Metazoa; Chordata; Mammalia; Diprotodontia; Vombatidae
Gene: SYT11
Product: synaptotagmin 11
Exons: 4
Coding region: 359-1651 (430 amino acids)
Biological process (GO): cellular response to calcium ion; calcium-ion regulated exocytosis; vesicle fusion
Cellular component (GO): membrane; synapse; axon
Molecular function (GO): calcium ion binding; calcium-dependent phospholipid binding; SNARE binding
Source: RefSeq, a predicted model, not a curated record